AAAGCAAGAGAGCGAGCGUGAAGACGAAGAAGAAAAGUGGAUUAAAUGGUCAGCAUAAAAGAAAGUCCAGAAAUAAAGUUGUCAGAGAGGCACGGUGAGAGAUGUUAGUGGUGCUUCGGUGAUCACAGUGCUUAGUCAGGGCCUGGAAAUGCAGCGUCUCACACCUGAGAAUCACAGCCGCUUCCGUUUGAGCAAGUGGAAAAACCUACUGCUGCCGCAGCUGAACAGACGCUCGCUGUAUGUGUACGGCAGUGAAGUGGCUGUGGAGAAGGAGUGCGUCAGACAGAAAGAGGGAGGUGUGUUGGUCAUCCAUCCCUUCAGUCGUUUAAGGAGUCAUUACAUCAUGUGUAUGGUGGCCAUAACAUUUCUCAAUCUAAUUGGCAUUCCAAUGGAGAUUGCCUUUCUAGAUGGCAACAGUGGCGUAGGUUGGGAGGGUUUUAAUGUGUUCUCGGACACUCUGUUCCUGAUUGACGUGGGGCUUAACUUUCGCAUGGGGAUCAUUAAUGAGGACAGUGAGGGAGCCAUUCUGGAUUUGAAAAGCAUUCGACAACAGUAUUUAAAAAGCUGGUUUAUACCUGAUAUGGUGGCAGCAUUCCCAGUUGGUUACAUACUACUUAUUGCGGACCUACAAUACCACGGUGACUCUCCCUCAUCCAGAGCCAGCAAAAUGAUGCGCAUCUUGAUGUUUGUGAGAAUCCUCAGUCUUGUCCGCCUGUUGCGUGUGUCAAGGCUUGUUAGGUUUAUUAAUGAGGUGGAGAGAGUUUCAAAUGCCAACUUGGAGGUGGUGAGGGUGUUCCUAAGAAUCUUGUCGUUAUUUAUGAUGAUUUUCCUGCUGUGCCACUGGAAUGGCUGUAUUCAAUAUUUUGUGCCUAUGCUUGAGGAGUUUCCCUCAGACUGCUGGGUUAGAAGAGAGAAUCUAAUGAAUGCCACAGUGGGAGAGAAGUACUCUUUUGGAGUCUUUCGGGCCCUCUCUCAUAUGACUGCAAUAUCAUACGGUUCCUCUGAAACACCCACAAAUGAGGUUGAGCUUUGGAUUGUCAUGACUAGCAUUGUGUCUGGAGCCCUCAUGUACACAGUGAUGGUCGCCAACACUGCUGCAAUGAUGACUGGUGUGGACAUAACAGCAAGAGCGUACAAGAACAAGAUGAAUCAUAUGGAAGAUUAUAUGACUUUCCUGAAGCUUCCCAAAGCCCUUCGUAUGCGCAUCAACGACUUCUUUCAGGCUCGUUAUGCAGGAAAAUGGUAUGAUGAGAAGGAUGUCCUGAAGUGGGUGUCUUCAUCUCUCAGAGAGGAAAUUCUGAUGACCAUGUGCUCGUCCCAUGUGAGAAAAGUUCCCUUUUUCCGGAACUGUGAUAUAAACUUCAUCAAUGCCGUUCUUCUGGAGCUGCAGUAUGAGGUGUACCAGGAGGGUGACAUCAUCAUCCGCCAGAACACUCCUGGUGACCGCUUGUUCUUCAUCGAGCAUGGGCAGGUCCUUGUGGAGAAUGAGUUUUUCCAGAGGGAACUGUGUGAUGGAGACUGCUUUGGAGAGUCAUGUCUCCUAACAAAAGGAAGGCGUUUGGCCACAGUACAAGCUCUGACUGUCUGUCAGCUUUUUUCCUUGUCGGUGGACUCUUUUCAUUCUGUUCUGAAGGACUAUCCAGACAUCAGGAGGGACCUGGAGACAUUUCAACAGGAUAAAGACAUUUUGUUAUGUUGAGAAAAUGGCUACACUUGCAUCAAGCCCCUCCUGCAGCUUCCUAAGCAUGCACUUUGCCUGCUUUUGAUUUGCCAGCUUUGCUUUACUUGGAUCUUCCUCUAUAUUGGCAUAGAUUUCCAGAUGUGGUUUUGGAAUAUUCUGUUCCUGCUGGUGGAUGUGGGCUUAAGUAUUCCCUUUUCUACAGUGUAUAACAAGCUGUCGGAAAAUGGACUUUGUAUAGCAAAUAAGGUAUGACUUGGCAACCGCAUUGGAAUGGGAUUCCUCUGAGAAUACUGAUAGGAUGAUUUUAGACUGUUUGUAGGCCACCUUCUCCAGCUUCUCUACUCCCUCCUGGCCUCCGCUGCUAUACUACUUUCCAAGUGCCCACAGGAGGAUGCACAGCUCACAGAUAAGCAUAACCAGUCACAAUGUCAUGUUGUUAGGACCUCUGCCGCUUGCUCCUCUAGUAGGUUUCUGCUUGUCUGCACCUCCAGGGUCUGCCUCUUAGCGUCUUCCUCUGAAGUAUCCAGAACAGCACCCACUGGUGACCUUCAUUUUCCUGUAGAGGACAUUCAUUUUAUCUGACCAGGUCUUCACUGUAGGUAUCUAUCAGAGAAGCCUUGUUUAAAACAGAAAAUAUGUUUAAUGUUUUGGCCAAUAUGUUAGUGCUUUCAAAUUCAAUUUUACGUUAAAUAUGUCCCACAAAAGUCAGCCGAUUAUUUCCAGAAAUCAGCACAGAGGAUGUACAAAUUCUGUCGGGGCCUAGGAAAAACUCACCAUAAUUUACAUUUUAAAAAUUUUAUUUUGGGGGGAAAGGGUCAAAUUUGCUGUUUCAUAAAAUGAGCCAUAGGUUGUAGAGAUAAUU
This is a messenger RNA of Sinocyclocheilus rhinocerous, 2543 nucleotides long. Its product is annotated as potassium/sodium hyperpolarization-activated cyclic nucleotide-gated channel 1-like. The coding region runs from base 149 to 1699 and encodes 516 amino acids. The transcript has 11 exons. NCBI's taxonomy places the organism in Eukaryota, Metazoa, Chordata, Actinopteri, Cypriniformes, Cyprinidae. Gene Ontology annotation, cellular component: dendrite; membrane; HCN channel complex. Gene Ontology annotation, biological process: sodium ion transmembrane transport; potassium ion transmembrane transport; regulation of membrane depolarization. The record is from RefSeq and is a predicted model, not a curated record. Gene Ontology annotation, molecular function: voltage-gated potassium channel activity.